UAAUUUAAGAUAAAUAAUUACAGACAAUUAAGUCUUUCAUAAAACGUGUGCAUAUCUGACAUUCUGUACAAUCAGCUGUGUUAUUAUGACAAGGAAUUGACAAAUAUUUCAAAAGCAGCACUAAAUUAAAUUGAUUACACAAAUCCAAAAUUUUAAGUUAAGUAAUAAAAAUGGCACAACUGCGACGUGAGGCGCUAAGAGCAUUUAAAAAUUUGCAUCGGACCAGGCAAUUCGUCUUCCAAGGAGAUAAACAAACUUUAGAAGCUGGUCGCAAAGAAAUAAACGAACAUUUUAGAAAAAAUCGUAAUGAAUCAAAUGAAGAGGAAAUAAAAAAGAUGAUAAAACUAGCGAAUGACGUUAACAAAGAAUUGCGCACAAACGUUGUACAAGCAGUACAGGAAAAGGAAGGCGUUUACCAGCUGCGCAUCACCGAAGAAACCACGCGUUUGGACAAUGUUCCUUUUAAUCCAGACGCAACAAUCGAACAAUUGACUCCACGCAACCGCAAGAGACGGCCUGCCGGUGGUUGCUGCGGGGGAGAAAAUUCUUCGAGCGUUAAAGCAACCAAUCCCAAGUAAUAUUUGUGCUAAAUAAACUUACAUACAUACAUAUGUUAUUAAAUACAAUAUUUAAAGAUAGAUUAUUCUUAAGUAAA
Messenger RNA from Rhagoletis pomonella (apple maggot), 655 nucleotides. RefSeq names its product complex III assembly factor LYRM7. Bases 171 to 578 code for a protein of 135 amino acids. The transcript has 4 exons. The record is from RefSeq and is a predicted model, not a curated record. Gene Ontology annotation, biological process: mitochondrial respiratory chain complex III assembly. Lineage: Eukaryota; Metazoa; Arthropoda; Insecta; Diptera; Tephritidae.